Diversispora eburnea is the source of this 1638-nucleotide messenger RNA. The record is from the annotation of a GenBank genome assembly. NCBI's taxonomy places the organism in Eukaryota, Fungi, Glomeromycota, Glomeromycetes, Diversisporales, Diversisporaceae.
AUGAAUAGAACCUUGACAAAAAGUCCAGCUUUCACCAAUACACUUGCUGUUCCUAAUGUUUCUGACGUUAGAUCACGCACUCCAGAUCCUUCAAAACUCAAUAGUUCAAAUUCGACUGAUUCCAAUAAUGCCAAUAAUGUUAAGGUUACUAUACGAGUUCGACCACCUAAUGACAUAGAACUUAGUAGAGGAGAAAAUGAAAUUUGGAAUGUAGAUAAUAACCAACAUAAAGUAAGCCUCGAUCUAGAUUUCAUAGAGAAAUCUAGAAGACAACCGAUUGAAUAUAAUUUUGACGCAGUAUUCUCGGGAAGUGAUAAUAAAUUAUUAUUUGAAAAUGGAGUAAAAGAUACGGUGAGUUCUGUUAUGGAAGGUUAUAAUGGCACAAAAAAGCGGCCAGGAGUUAUUCCUCAAGCAGUUGAUGCAGUAUUUCAAUACAUCAAAAUGUGUAAAGAAAAACAAUUUUUAUUACGAGUUUCUUAUUUAGAGAUUUAUAACGAAACCGUACGUGACCUUUUAAGUCCUGAAACUGAAGAUUUAAGAAUUCAUGAGGAUAAGCAUCGAGGUGUUUACGUGAGCCCACUCAAAGAAGUAUUAGUUUCAACACCAGAUCAAGUUAUGAGAGAAAUAAAAAGGGGUGAAGCUAAUCGUCACAUGAGUGCAACGGAUUGGAAUGAAAGAAGUAAAAGUGCUUCUAAAGGGUUAUUACCAUUCAAACCAAAGCGUUACUCAUCGUCACCAAAAGGAUCUGGUGUUGUAUAUUCUUCUGUUCUGAAUUUGAUAGAUUUAGCGGGUUCAGAAAAAGCUGCAAGUUCGGCUGAUCGUCGUAAAGAAGGUGCUUUCAUUAAUAAGAGUUUGCUUACUCUCGCUACCGUUAUUUCGAAACUAACAGAGAAAAACAUUGGUUAUAUCCCGUAUCGUGAUUCAAAAUUGACGCGGAUUCUCCAGAAUUCUCUCAGUGGAAAUGCCAAAGUUGCUGUUAUAUGUACCAUAUCACCAUCUAUAAUCAAUCUCGAGGAAUCAAAUAAUACUCUUAAAUUUGCUGCAAGAGUAAAGAAAGUAGUUACAAGGGCACAUACUAAUGAGAUUGUGGAUGAUAAAGCCUUGUUACAAAAAUACCGUUUGGAAAUUGAGGAACUUAAAGCGAAAUUAGAAAAAACAAAUGCUGUAAAUGAUCAAGAAAAGGAAGCAGAAUUAUCUAAAAAACUUGAAAUUGAGAAAGCUAAGCACGAAGAAGAGAUGCUAGAAGCACAAUUAAUUCGAACUGCAUUAAAAGAACGAAUUGAUCAUCUUACAAAAUUAAUAUUGACCAAUAGUUCCUUCAAUAAUGGCGCACAACUUAAUGACUCUGAUGCAGAUGGUCCUGAAACUCAGAACAACAACAAAAUGGAACUUGAACAAAAAAAUAGAAUUAUUGCCGAAAAAGAUCAAGUUAUUGCUCAAAAAGAUAAAGUUAUUGAAGAAUUAACUGCACAGCUAAAUAAUUUCCUUUAUAAUAAUACCAAAGAAGAUAAUAACGUAUUAAAUUAUAAACUUCAAGAGAAAGAUGAUGAAAUAUCUGAUUUACGCAAAUUGAAUAAUGAACUUGAAAACAUUAUUAAACGACAAAAACAGAAGAUCUAUAUGUUGGAGAGUCAUUGA